Planococcus citri (citrus mealybug) is the source of this 3455-nucleotide messenger RNA. RefSeq names its product protein scylla-like. Lineage: Eukaryota; Metazoa; Arthropoda; Insecta; Hemiptera; Pseudococcidae. The record is from RefSeq and is a predicted model, not a curated record. Bases 145 to 996 code for a protein of 283 amino acids. The transcript is spliced from 4 exons. Gene Ontology annotation, biological process: regulation of TOR signaling; apoptotic process; negative regulation of signal transduction. Gene Ontology annotation, cellular component: cytoplasm.
UUUAUCUCGAACCAGCACACAGCAGCAGCGAGCAAGUUCUCGUCGCGUUUUCACCGUUUCUUUCGUCGUCGACUCGUCGUUUCCAUUUCCACGCUCACUCGAGAAGACCGCGAUUAUCGUACCGGUAGUUCUAUGCAGUUAUGAAUGAUUCGGCCGUCGCAAUUUCGUCGUCGUCGUAGUGAAAAUUACUACACCGAACCAUCAUACAGCAGUUGUGCUAAAAUCGACGAAAAAGAGACAGAGACGCCUAAUAAUACUAAGACGCUGAAUUCUUCUUUACUGAGUGUAUUUUUCAAUCGUCUGUGUCGGCUACUACUGGCCACCAUCAUACCCCUGAAAAUGAUGAAAGAAGUUGGACAGUUUUUCAACGCCACCGCCACCGCAACUGAUAAGAAUCGACCGACAGCUAGAAAGGACGUCAAUCUUAACGAGGUGUUUAAUAAUCUAGACGUCGAUCAUCUAUCGGUUUUGGGAAAUACGCCCAAGAACCAGAGAUACAAAGGGGCUUUCAAUAUUUUCGAAUCGAUCGCCGAGUCGAAUCCGACAGAUAAAGGUUAUUUAAUGAGGGAAGAUACCGCAGAUUUAGACAGUACAGCCUGUCAAGCGCUGACCAGGCGUCUGGAAGAGGAACUUAGAGCAGCUAAGUCAGCUCAGCUGGCUUGUGGCGAAGUUCUCUUACCUGCUGAUCUCUUACCUCGAAUAGCCACAGAUGUCUUACGUAUGGCCGAAUACGAACCCUGCGGAUUGAGAGGUUGUACCCUUUUUAUAAAUUUCGAAACGGAGACCGAAUGUCGUCGUAUUGGAACAAUAAAAUGUGAUCCAAACACAGUAUCGACUUUUGAACUCUAUCUUACUCUUAAACAAGGAUCUCGUAACUCUUGGCAUUCGAUGUUGCCUCAAUUUUUAAAAAACUUUACCAAAGGCGGAACGAUAAUGAUUAGCAGAGGAUUCACGCUAGAGAAAAAGAAAUUAUACAGAUCGUAUCUUCCAGAAUGAUAGCUGGAUCCACUUACCAGUUCGAAGUUCGUAAAUUCGCCUUGUUUCUCUCAGCACAGAGAGUCAGUCCGAAACCCAUCGAACGAGAUGAGAGGUAAGACUGAAAAGUCUUCAUCCAGUCAACUAUUACUACGAUACCAAAUACAUUAAACUGCAAAACCUCCGAACGAAUAAAUUCUGGUAAAUCUCAGCUAUACUACAUUCUAUAUAUUUAUUCCAAUUGAUCCGGACGACGAUUCGAAGCUCGAUGCUCGAAAUCUGAAACCACAAAAGAAAAAAACCCAACAACCAUGUACAUAAGAGCGAGAAAAAAUUUAUUACACUUGCAAAGAAAAAAAAAAUGCAACAUUAAAAAUAAUGGAAAACUUUUUUUCAAAGCUUAUCCAAAAAGUCGAUGUUUGUGUAGAUAUAAUCUCAAAGUUUAUUAUUUAUACUAAAUACUUUAAAAAUACUUCUUUGUCCAUGUUUUAAUAAUCGCUUAUUCGACGUAGAAUUUUUUUCUUUUUUUUUCAUUUUUUACAAUUUAUAUAAAUAUCGAGAAACGUUCGAUUUAACGUUAUAUAAUAUUUAAAUAUGUAUUUUGGUUUUUCUACAUAAAUACAGCAAAAAACCAACAAAAAAAUUAUGCGUAUUUCGUCGUAAAGAGUUUUUUUUUUCGUUUCGUUUCUUUUCUUUUUUUUGAUGUGAUAAUGAAGGCUUUGAGAUAUUCGUGUUAUGUGUAGAUUGUUUAGUCGCCUUUGUCUUUCAGCUUAUUAUUUUUUUUAAAUUUAUUUUUAACGUUUUUAUUAGUUUUAAGUGUUCCUACUAUAACGAUUUAAGAGAACUUGCGAUAAUAUUUUUUUUUUCUUUUCAUUUCGUCUUAUAUAUUAUUCGUCUUUAUUAUACUAUUUUUCGUUUUCUCGUUUCAACGUUGAAGUAUGAAAAAAAAAAUUUAAAAAAACGUACAAAUACGUGUACGUUUUCGUCGGUUGUAAAAUCUUUUCGUUUUCGUUUUUUUCUAAGCGUAAAAAUGUGGAAAAAUGGUGGUGACCUUUUUUUUUUCUUUUUUUCUCUCUACUAUACAGCGAGAUAGCGUGUGGCAUAACCAAAAAAAAAAAAGCUAUUUUUUUUCAUUUUUCGCAUCACCUUUUUCUCUGUUUUUUUUUUUUUUUUUUUUGUAAUGUAAUUGUGAUUAUUUUGGCGUCGUUGCUGACUUCAUAUAUAUAUACAGUGUUGUUUACCAAAAAAUUAAACCUUUAAAAAUUUGCUAUAAAUUUAUAGUAUACCUAUAAGUGUGUCGACGUGUUUUUUUUUUCUCUUCUAUAUGAUAUUAUAGAUAUUCUAUAACGCGAUAAAACAAACCAAAUUUAUUAGUCGUGCAAUAAUCUUACUAUAACGAGGUUCGUAUACCCCCUACCUAUAUGAAUAUUCGACCCACUGGUCAAAUUUGUGUGACACGACAUUAUUAUUGUGUGUACAAGUACAAAAAUUUGUCUCUUAAGGUUUUUUUUUUUUCUUAAACUAUAAGGUGUCUUUUUUUCGUUCUCUUUUUUUUUUUUUUUGUUCAUUUUGACAAUGAUUUUUUUCCUCUUUACUGUGCCUGUGUACUUAUGUGUGUGUGCGAGCCAGUGGCUGCUGUUUCGAAAAGUGAAGAUUUUUUCACACGAGUCUGUUUAAAGGAGCUUUAGGUUCGAUACGACUCUUUGGGGAAUGAUCAAUAAAUGAUCGCAGCCAUAACUUUCUAAUAAGAACUCGAGAGCCACUGGUUGAGAAAAUUUUCUUCAAAAUUAUCGCAUAAUGUACCUACGUAAAAGAUGUGUAAGAGAAAGAGUGAUUUUGAUCAGUGUGUUUCUUUCUUUUUUUUUAGUUGUGUAUAUCGAUCUCAGACCGUUUAUUAUAUUUGUAAACAGUAUUUUUGUCUCCUUUUUCAUUUUUUUUUUUUUUUUGUUUUGUUAGCGAAACCCACCACCUUGAUAUGUGAAUGUAAUAUCAGGGUAGUUCUCCUGUGUUAUCCUUCCCCCCCCCCUACCUACCUACCUACCUACCUCCCCCGUGUAAUUUUUUUGUUCUCAUUUUUCCCAACUCCAUUUCCCAACCUUACUCCUCGUCCUGAUCCUCUUCUUCUUCUUCUUCUCGUCUAUAUACUAUAAUACAUGUAAAACGUAACAUUUAAUUUUUUUGUACAAUUUUUGUUUCUUUUUUUGUUUCUUUUUUCUUCUUCUUCUUCUUCACAAAAGUAUAUACAUAUUAUAUGUAUUUUUUUUUUCUCUUAUAUACUAUACUAUAAAAUUAAAAUAAUUACACCAGUAAGGAUUUCGUACGUUUUAUAUUAUUCUCUACGAUAUAUAAAAGAAAAAAUAAUUGAAAAAAAAACCAUAAUUGAAAAAAAAAAAUAAUUUGUGAGCUUUAUAUGUAUCAUCUGUCGAAGUUUUGUUAUGUACGUGUUUGCGAUAUAAUAAAACUUUUUUUCAAAAUAUAAA